AUGAAUGAUUUUUCUUUUUUUUUACUUUGAAAACGGAAGUCUUUUUUUUUGAACGACAGAGAAGAAGAAGAAGACACCGCUUGAAGAAAAUGAAGGCUGCUUCCUGUGAUGCUGAGCUCAGCUGAUCAUGUCAAUGGGUUGCCCAAACUUGACUAAUGAGACGGCCGCGCCCGCCAGGCAUCCUUACACCGCCCAGACCUCGGUGCCUCUGACCCUCCUGGUGGGCAUCCUCAUCCUGCUGACCGUGUUCGGCAACGUCAUGGUGGUCAUCGCCGUGACCACCAGCCGGGCGCUCAGAGCCCCCCAGAACUUGUUUUUGCUGUCUCUGGCCUGUGCCGACAUCCUGGUGGCCACAUUGGUGAUGCCCUUCUCCCUGGCCAAUGAGCUGAUGGGUUACUGGUACUUUGGGAAAGUGUGGUGCGAGAUCUACUUGGCGCUGGAUGUGCUUUUCUGCACCUCGUCCAUCGUCCACCUGUGUGCCAUAAGCUUGGACAGGUACUGGUCCAUCACACGGGCCAUUGAGUACAACCUGCUGAGGACGCCACGCAGGAUCAAAGGCACCGUCUUUAUCGUUUGGGUGCUGGCGGCCAUUAUUUCCUUCCCACCUCUUAUCACCAUGAAGAAGGACGAGGGCAAAGAGGACCGCCCCGAGUGUAGAAUUAACGAUGAGCGAUGGUACAUUAUCUUCUCCAGCACCGCUUCCUUCUUCGCGCCUUGCGCCAUCAUGGUUCUGGUCUACGUGAGGAUCUACCAGGUUGCCAAGCAGAGAACUAGAGCCCUGCCAGGUGAAAAGUCACGAGAAAACGGAAACCCUGAAGAUCCAAAGAAAGUAAGCAGAGAGGAAGGGAAGUCUGCGCAGGUCAACGGAGAGGAGGAAGUGGAUGAAGAACAGUCCUCAUCCGACGCUAACGAAGUAGCCUUGUGCUCCCUGAAAAAGAAACGGCCCGCUCGGAAGUGGAAGCCCGAAACGCACGCCGCUCCCAAGUCGGAGGCGAGCAAAUGGAAGGGCAGACAACGGCGGGAGAGGCGCUUCACGUACGUGCUGGCCGUGGUGGUGGGGGUGUUUGUCCUUUGCUGGUUCCCCUUCUUCUUCACGUACACGCUCACGGCCGUGUGCACGUGCUGCGUGCCCGAGACGCUGUUCAAGAUGUUCUUCUGGUUGGGCUACUGCAACAGCUCCCUGAACCCUGUCAUAUACACCAUAUUUAAUCACGACUUCAGGACGUCCUUUAAGAAGAUUCUCUGCAAAAAAGGUCAUUUCUGAACGGAUCCCAAGCAUGUUGAAUUCUUGAAAAAGCAUUUAUUCAGUGUUUCGUCUGUCGUGUUUGUUGUUAACCUUGAGCACAUGUUGGAGGGAAAAAAAAGUAACUUCUGUCAACGAUUGUUACCUCCGCAAAGCGCAAGUGCAGCGUGGAGGUUAUGUUUUUGCUGUUUGUUUGCUUGUUUGUGCUCAAAAUAACUUGGAAAGUUCUCCAUGGAUUUGGACAACAUUUUCAGGAAUUGUCAGAAAUGGGGUAUGGAAGAACUGAUUACAUUUUGGGGGCGAUCCGGAUCCUGGAUCAACGUCUGGAUCCAGGAAUUUUUUUAAAGGAUUCUUUAACAUUGUGAGAGAGGAUCAUUUUCGGCACGUGUGCAUAUAACGGCACGAAAAAUGAUCAGAGCACUUGGGAAAAAAAUAAAAGACAAGCUCUAAAAAAUAUGAAAGUGUGAUCCAAAAAAUGUAGGAGUAUUAUUUUGGUGUGAAUCACGAUGUGGGGGAGCUCUUGGUGCUUGGCGGAGGUUUGCGCUCUCUGAGUGCUUCUCUAGUUGAUUUUUUUUUACUUUUUUGAAAAUGUAUAACAACCAUGGCUGAUCUGCUGUACAGUGGUGAUUUAUCAAUACAAACGUAUUUUCUGGAUUUUAAGUCACACUUUUUUCAUAGUUUGGCUGGUCCUCCGACUUAUAAACAGUACCAACAUUUAUAUACAAUGUAACAUGUUUUUAAAUGCUAAAUACAGUGAGGGGCUGCCCUGGGUUUGUGAACAAGUCAAUGGAUUCAGUGAUGUGGAAUAAGAUCGGGAGCUUGGUGAACUGGCGUAUUACUAAGUUGCUUGUUAUGCUCAUUUAGCCUAUUCAGCCUCCCGGGUAUGUCCUUUAUGCUAUUGUGUAGAUGAAUGACUGUUAAAUGUGUUCCGUUCUUUCUGUCACUCGUGUUAACCUUGAGAAAAAAAUGCUGAGAAGAAAUGAAAACAUGUAACUUCUGUAAACCAUUGUUGAUUUGUUCUUCUAAAUGUAUAAUAAUCAUGCUAGGUCUAUAAUGCUGAUUUAUCAAUAUAACCAUAUGUU
This is a messenger RNA of Dunckerocampus dactyliophorus (ringed pipefish), 2325 nucleotides long. RefSeq names its product alpha-2A adrenergic receptor-like. Gene Ontology annotation, molecular function: adrenergic receptor activity. The coding region runs from base 128 to 1264 and encodes 378 amino acids. Gene Ontology annotation, cellular component: membrane. The record is from RefSeq and is a predicted model, not a curated record. Lineage: Eukaryota; Metazoa; Chordata; Actinopteri; Syngnathiformes; Syngnathidae. Gene Ontology annotation, biological process: adenylate cyclase-activating adrenergic receptor signaling pathway. The transcript has a single exon.